CAACAAAGGUAGCUUGUACAGGAUCUGGGAGCCUCUGGAGAGAAAUCACCUUUACCAAAGACCCGCCCCCAACCUCAUUUGCUGUCUUAAUGCUCGUAUUUCAUUGGCUCUGAUUCAGUACAUGGGUCCCCCUCAACUGUAAGGAAGGAUGGGAUUUAUAGGCUGUGUUACCAUGGAGAAAAGAAACUGGAGAGCCUCCUGAGGGCACCCCUUUCUAACCCCUUCCCCUACUGGAUCAGAUGUCCUCGCUGCUGCUGUUUUCUCUACCACCCUGUCUGCUUUCUCCCCCAGGAGCCCCCCUCUGGGCAGGAGAUGCACCCUCUGUAAUAUCUGUGGGCACAACAGCUUAAAGUCUAUGGUGAUCAAAAGAAGUUGGUCACGAUUUGUCAGUAGAGAAUGGGAAAGUGAGUUAAAACAAAGUAUGCUGGCUGGUGAGAUGGCUUCCACACGUGAUCCCUUAUUUUAAGUUUUGGACAAGGUUCCAGUAUGUGGUCCAGGCUGGCCUCAAUCUCAUAACCCUCGCCACAUGCAACAAUGGGUGCUGACAGUAUCUGUUGUUCUCUCUCUCUCUCUCUUUCUCUCGAUAUAUAUUAUAUAAUAAUAUAUAUUAUCUCCAGGUCUAAGCUCCUGGCAAGUGUGUAUUUGGCCUGUGACUUUGAUGUUCCCUAUUCUGCCUAACUUUCUUUUUUGUGAUGAACCCAUAGAGCAGCCAAGAGGCUUGAAUGAGCUGCCCUCAGGUGGAUCAGUUCAUCUUAUAGUCUGGCGCCCCCACCCCCUAGCCUUCAAGCACGCAGUAGCUGUGCCCUUGGCCCAAGGGCAUCUAGAAUUGAACUAGUAGCCGAGCCCUUGGGUAAAUGAACUACCUGGCUGUUGGGGUCUAGAGAGGGGCGGGGCCAGUCGGAGGACAGUAAGAAGACAAGGGCACCACCUGGGCAUUCCGUUCAUUAUCCCCAGGGAGGGCGCUCAUAAAUAUUCAUAUGCACUGGAGGGGGAUGGAAGGAGCCAACCAGCCGCCCGCUGGGUAUCAUUAGAGCAUUCUUGUCUCUGACUGCAGAGGCAGCCUGGGUGUUGGAAGAGGAAAGGGGCGGCUAGUCGCAGCCCAAGCAGUUGUCUGAGAUGCCUCUGCUGUCGAAGAAGCCCUGGGAGUCCAAGGCCAAGGGGCUGGUGCUGGGCGCUCUCUUUACCAGCUUCCUGUUGCUGCUCUACUCCUAUGUGGUACCACCUCUCCACCCCAACGUGGCCUUCACGACCUCGGAGCCCGCAGCGCCCUGCUCCCCUGCUCCCAGUGAGUCAGAGGUGGCCACUCCUGGCAACGGCUCUGCCAGAAGGUGCCAACCUCGGCAAGACAUCGUGUUCAUGAAGACUCACAAGACCGCCAGCAGCACGCUGCUCAACAUCCUCUUCCGCUUCGGCCAGAAGCAUGGGCUCAAGUUCGCCUUCCCCAAUGGCCGCAACGACUUCCACUACCCGUCCUACUUCACACGCAGCCUGGUGCAGGACUACCGACCCGGGGCCUGCUUCAACAUCAUCUGCAACCACAUGCGCUUCCACUACGAAGAGGUGCGCGGGCUGGUGCGGCCCGGCGCUGCCUUCAUCACCGUCAUCCGCGACCCUGCGCGUCUCUUCGAGUCUUCCUUCCAUUAUUUUGGGUCCCUGGUGCCGCUCACCUGGAAGCUGUCGAGCCACGACAAGCUGGCAGAGUUCCUGCAGGACCCCGAUCGCUACUACGACCCGAGCGGCUACAACGCGCACUACCUCCGCAACCUACUCUUCUUCGACCUAGGCUACGACAGCGGCCUGGACCCGGGCAGCCCGCGCGUGCAGGAGCACAUCCUGGAGGUGGAGCGCCGCUUCCACCUGGUGCUGCUGCAGGAGUACUUCGACGAGUCCCUGGUGCUGCUCCGGGAGCUGCUCUGCUGGGACCUGGAGGACGUGCUGUACUUCAAGCUCAACGCGCGGCGCGACUCGCCGGUGCCGCGGCUCUCUGGCGAGCUGUACCGCCGUGCCACCGCUUGGAACCUGCUGGAUGUGCACCUCUACCGCCACUUCAAUGCCAGCUUCUGGCGAAAGGUGGAGGCCUUCGGGCACGAGCGCAUGGUGCGCGAGGUGGCCGAGCUACGCCAAGCCAACGAGCGCAUGCGCCGUAUCUGCAUCGAUGGCGGCCAAGCGGUGGACGCCGAGGCCAUCCAGGACUCGGCUAUGCAGCCCUGGCAGCCCCUGGGCGUCAAGUCCAUCCUAGGUUACAACCUCAAGAAGAGCAUCGGGCCGCAUCACGAGCAGCUCUGCCGGCGCAUGCUCACGCCCGAGAUCCAGUACCUGUCCGACCUCGGCGCCAAUCUCUGGGUCACCAAGCUCUGGAAGUUCCUUAGGGACUUCUUAAGGUGGUGACAUACCCUGCCCACUUUCCGGUCUGGCUCCCUGCUGCAGAAGGGCUUGCCAGGGUGCCUCUGGCCCCUAGCCUUCCCCAGUCAUGCCUGGUGCCACCCUGGGGUCCCCUGGGGUUAUUAGCUGGCCGGGACUAGUCUCUCUGCACAAGAGAGAGAGCCUAACCGAGAAGUAUUUGACUAAUUAUGUAAUUUUGUAUUAAAUCUCCUUUAUUUCCAGACCUCUUU
Microtus ochrogaster (prairie vole) is the source of this 2612-nucleotide messenger RNA. It is a transcript of the gene Gal3st1, whose product is annotated as galactose-3-O-sulfotransferase 1. Gene Ontology annotation, cellular component: membrane. Gene Ontology annotation, biological process: myelination; galactosylceramide biosynthetic process. Lineage: Eukaryota; Metazoa; Chordata; Mammalia; Rodentia; Cricetidae. The record is from RefSeq and is a predicted model, not a curated record. Gene Ontology annotation, molecular function: galactosylceramide sulfotransferase activity.